Toxorhynchites rutilus septentrionalis is the source of this 3522-nucleotide messenger RNA. RefSeq names its product LIM domain transcription factor LMO4. Bases 2776 to 3522 code for a protein of 248 amino acids. The transcript has 9 exons. NCBI's taxonomy places the organism in Eukaryota, Metazoa, Arthropoda, Insecta, Diptera, Culicidae. The record is from RefSeq and is a predicted model, not a curated record.
UCUAUGAGUCAUAUCGCAUAAGUGGUAUCCACACUCCGGUCGCGUCCUUGGCGUAAGCGGAACUUUCUUUCGGAACUGCGUCUACCACCAAUAGUUGACCGAUAGAAAAGAUUUCCGUGAAAUCGCCAGAACUACUCGUCAGACGUUUGCAGUGUUGACUGCCACGGGCCAAGUUUCGACCCGUGCUGAUGUGUGUAUGUGCGCGCUGAUUUCCGAGAAUUAUGUCCGGUGUCCAAUUUUGGCUCUGUUUUUUAGUACAGCGAAUUGGAAAAGUUUUCCGAUUAAAUCGAACCGGCGUGGACUCGAGUGCAAGCAUUUCGGCUGUAACUUUUGGAAAAUCGGAACUGUGUAAUAUAGAGACUAAGCAAUCUGGCAUUCUAGUGUAUGUUUAUCUCAUUAGAAUUAAUGAGUUGACUUCACGUGUUUGAUCUAUUUUUCGAAUUUAAAUAUCAGCGUCCCAUAAACAAAGUUCAUCAUAUGACAGGAUUGGCUUGACCGAAGUUUAUUGAUACCCAUCGUUAUAUUCCCGCGCUCUGUAUCAGCAAUCUUAAAAUAUAAAUGACCCUCAGUACUGUAGUGAACGCAGAAACGCAAAAGAAAGUGAAAUUGGUACAUUGGCUGCGACUGAACGCAAUAAAAAUAAAAAAAAGGAAAUAAAAAUAAAGACGUGAAAUCUACGCACAGCCAGUGGGAGUGCACAAUCUCCACACAUAUACAUGUUGUUGCAUUCGCCCAAACUCGUCGCGAUCGUCUGCUGCAUCCUGUUUGAUGAUCGACCUUCUGCGUUGCCUUCGAGGCCUCGGCUCGGCUGAAUGAGUGUGUGUGUGUGUGCGCGUGUGUAGUUUCGGUUUGCGCCACUGCCGAUUAAGAAUGUGGGUAAAAGUUGAUAAGGAGUUCGCUGGAAAAAAGCACUCGCUCCGGAAUAAUACCGACAGGAACCGCAAGUCACUUGAGGCCGUGAGGGACGUGAGUAAGUUUGGAGAACAAAGGUGCAGAAAGAAGCCCGAAACGACGAAACGCCAGGAAGAAUAAGUGAAGCAAGAGUAAGAUCAACGUCGGAUGAAAAGAAUCACAGAUCUCUUGGAACCCUGACCGGCACACUCGUUUGAAGAUCUUCAUCGGUUGGGACUGGAUCAACUGAAAAAGGAAUAAUUCCAUCAUGCCGUGAUAGCUCGUCACCACGUUCUUUGCCAGAUUAUGCGAUAUUAUCGGAAUAAUUAAGGAUAUAAUUAACUUAAAAGGAUUAUUCCAAAAGUGACCUUCAACACGUUUGGCUGGUUCGUCACUUUUACCUUCAAUUUCUGAAGAAUGUUGAGAGUGAGAAUUGAACUCGUGACCUUCAGCGUGAGAGGUGUGGAUGUUACCACUACGCUAGAUCGCCUCCUCAUUUUAUAUAAGGAACGGCAGCUAGAGACGAAAAAAAGGAAGACCACUAAGAAGUAGCUUCUGAUCCAAUCAACUGGCGGAGAAGCAGUGGCAAUUGUCACCGGGAGGAAAAUCCAGCCGGAGAUCACACACACAAAAAAACAAAGCGAACGCUGAAAAGUUGUCCUCCAACUAGCGCGGAUCGUUAAAAAGAAAUAAUGGUACCCCCGACAGCAGGACAGUAGUGAGUUCACAGUGUUACCCACUAGUGCACCCGCGACAGAGGGAAGUGGGACAAAGAAGAACAACAGGAAGAAGUUCCAAGUGAAAAUAUUUAUAUGAUUUUAAUGAGAAUCAAGAUAAGAAAUAAUAGUUGGAAAAUAAUAAAUAAAGGCAAACAUUAGCUCUCUAUCUAUCGGAGUCAAGUUCGCGUAGACUCUAUGUGUAGUGUAGUGUGUAGUGGUACUACAGUGGUGAUACCACAGCUGAAGUUGACUAUCGAGUCGAGUGGGACCAAUCAACCACAACCAUUGUCGCGAUUGUUACGUUUGUGAGUUCAAACGAUUUGGGUGUUUCGAACGCCCGGACAGUUUGCCUGGAGUUGAGCCACAUACGCGUUCAGUGUAGUGUCUGUGUUGUCACCUUCCCGGGGCCGCCCUCACACAUCGGUACUCGGAAGACCGCGCGCGCAAAUUGCUGAAAUGAAAUAUAUUUUGCGAAAAUUGAAAUUUAUUUAGAUAGCUAGAAAGAAGUGCGGUAGAGAGGGAAGCGAGAAAUAAAAAAAAAUAUUUAUAAAUAAUAGCCGCCGUGAAAAUAACAGGCAGCUGCAGCGAGAAAAAAAGGAACCCAAUGUGUGGAACGGGGUUUUGAAGCGUUAUUGUGUUUUAGAGAAGGAAAAAUAAUAAACGAGGAAAAUAGUGGCGGAAAAAUCUAUCAAAUUUUUCGGGUUUGCAACGUCCGCCCUCUCCUUCCCAAGCUGGCCAAUGCCGGGUCAAUAGAAUCAAUAAAAUAACGAGCAGUUCGCGCGUCAUCUCUGCCCGCGCAGAAGAUACGCAAGAGAAGAUAACAAAAAAAAAGUGCAUCCAAGUGGCAGCAAGUUGAACCUGCAAAUUGGCGAAGAGGAACGAGUUUUCUAAUCGUUGAAGAAUUGCUCAGUGUGUUUAAGUGCUUUUCUGUUUAUGUUCGUAAGAUUUGCAACGUAGAAAAAAAAAUCAGUCAGUCAGUCACUCGCCAGUGGAAGAGCGCAGAAGACGCACAAGAAGAAAUCAAACCGUGUGCUUCUCGAAGCGUAUUUUCGUUCCGUUGUUCUGUUUUGUUUUUUUUUUUAUUUAUUUCGGUUCCUUCCGAUUCUUGUUGCUGUAGCAUCAGCAGCGAGUCCGAAAAGCCGUCAAGCUGGCCGCGUCAAUAGCAAUGAACCCGCACUACCAUCCGUACUCGGAUCUGGGCUCCUCGCCCCACUCGCCCAGUCCGGACAAUAACAAUUACCCUCAGCUGACGCCACACCACAACGGUCACGGCGGCGGUCCGGGGGGCGCCGGGAACCCGAUGGGGGUCAGCCAGAUGGACAGCCAUGCAGGCUUCCACGGGAUGAAUAAUGGCGGCGGACCGGUGAAACACUGCGCGGGAUGUGGAGUUAAGAUCACGGAACGAUUCUUCCUGCACGCGCUCGACCGAUACUGGCACAACUCCUGUCUCAAAUGCUCCUGCUGUGGCGCAAUGCUGGCAGACAUCGGUUCGAGUUGUUACACCCGCAGCGGAAUGAUCCUCUGUAAAACAGAUUACUCCAGAUUAUUUGGCUCGGGAGCCUGCUCAGCCUGCCACCAGUCGAUACCCGCUAACGAGUUCGUGAUGCGAACCACAUCGCACACCACGGUGAACAACAACGUGAACGCCGCGAACAACCAGAACGGGACGGCGAAUAACAACAACAAUAACAACAAUGGCCAGACCGUUCCGCAGCAUCAUGUUUUUCACCUGAAAUGUUUCCAGUGCUCCAAGUGUGGCUGCCAUCUGGUGCAAGGUGACCGGUACUACAUGCUGGGUGGAAGCUUGGUAUGCGAGCAGGACUGGCACAAGCUGGUGAAGACCUCGAACGCCCAGACGAAUCCCCCACUCCGCAAGGGCAAGGUCGGGCGACCACGGCGAUCACGAGACUGA